Molecule: messenger RNA, 1912 nt
Organism: Silurus meridionalis
Lineage: Eukaryota; Metazoa; Chordata; Actinopteri; Siluriformes; Siluridae
Product: C-C chemokine receptor type 4-like
Exons: 5
Coding region: 507-1583 (358 amino acids)
Biological process (GO): immune response; chemotaxis; G protein-coupled receptor signaling pathway
Cellular component (GO): membrane
Molecular function (GO): chemokine receptor activity
Source: RefSeq, a predicted model, not a curated record
UUGUUGAUUUUAGGAUAAUUACCCUCACUUUUGUACAGUUUUCCUGGUGAAAAUUCUGAAUCGAUUCUGAUGCAUAUACAGUAAUUUACCCUUUAAAAUCAAACUGGUGUGAGACUGGAAUAAAAUGCUUUAAUUGUGGAAUAAUCAGAUCUUCAUCUGCAAGCACAAGAGAUUUAUUCAUCCUCUUCCUCCUUUCUCUGUAUUGUUCACCUCAGGAAGAACUGUUUAGUGUCUGAUUCUGAAAGGCAGUGAUGUUGAACAGCAGCAGUACUACAACAUUCAGAUAUAAGAGAGUCUCAAAGAGAAAGAGAAAGAAAGAUCAUUAUUCCUGGGAUUCUGUGGGUGGACCAGACCAUGAGAAGUCCUGUUACUCAUCUCAAGAAAACAGAAGUGUGAUAGAAACAAAGCAUUUCAACACCACAUUCUCGUUUCAGUUUUGGCUUCACACCCCAAAGGACUACAUGCAAAUACAGGGUUUACUGUUUACUGUCUGAUGUACAGAGCAGAUGAUGCUGAACACAACAUCCAGCACUGAAUUUAUUUCUACAACUGAAUUUGAUUAUAAUGGUUUACCUCCUGGACCAUGUGAAUACGGCCCCCAUUCAAGCCGCAUCCUCCCACUGCUCUACUCCGUGUUCUUCGUGGUGGGUUUGUUGGCCAACAUGCUGGUGCUGUGGGUGAUCCUGAGAGGCACUCGGAUAAAAAGCAUGAAUGACGUGUCUCUCCUGAACCUGGUCAUUUCUGACCUUCUGCUAAUCUCCACUCUCCCCUUUUUGGCUCAUUAUGCCAGAGAUAACUGGGUUUUUGGUAGCACCAUGUGCACCCUGGUCCUCAGCGUGUACCACAUUGUGUUUUAUGCCGGCAUUUUCUUUAUUGUGCUGAUGAGCAUCGACAGAUACUUGGCGAUCGUCCAUGCCAUGUCCUCCUUGAGAAUCCGUACAAAGACUUAUGGGAUUUUAGCGAGCAUCUUCAUCUGGAUUCUCGCGGUUGCGUCUUCAUUUCCUGAACUACGGUAUCUUGGAGUCAUAAACAAAAAGAAUAAAACACUUUGCAGCGCGUAUCCAGAAAAUAAUCACCAUGAUAUAAAAAGUGGGUCCAUCUUUAAAAUGAAUGUUUUGGGGCUGCUGAUUCCACUGAGCAUUGUGGGAUUUUGUUACUCCAUGGUAUUAAGGAAGCUUCAAACACUUCGUAAUUCCAAGAAACUGUCUGUUCGUCUUGUUAUUGUGGUCAUGGUGGUGUUCUUCUGCUGCUGGAUACCGUACAACAUCGCAGCGUUCCUCAAGGCACUGGAACUGAAGCUCAUCCUGACUCCAGGGUGUGAACUCAGCAAAACCAUCCAGCUGCUGCUGCAGAUCACUGAAGCCGUGGCGUAUUCACACAGCUGCCUCAAUCCGUUCAUUUACAUGCUUGUGGGUCAAAAGUUCAGGAGGCAUCUCGCCAGGCUCCUCCUCCAGACACCAUGCAGCCAUGUGCAGUGUAUGAAACACUGCAUGACCCGAGCUGCAGCUUCAGUGUAUUCACAGACCUCAAGUGUGGACGAACGACAUCCGGAUGAAGGAACAUCCAUGCAACUGAAGAAAUGAUCUUAAUUUUGUUCUUUAAUAUUGAAAAUUAACACGUAAGAUUAAAGAGUUGAGGCUAAAAAGCUUUUAUUUGCGUAUCCAAGAUAUUCUGUAUAUAUGCCUGCUUUUUACCACGCUCAUGCUGAGUAUCAUUAAUGUUUUUUUCACCUUUUAUAUAAAUAUUACUCACUUGGAAUUUUAUAUAUAGUGAUGUUUUGACUCCUUUUGAUGGUUCAUUUUGAAGGAAUUGUUCAUGCACUGUAAACUCAACACAAAUUGUGAAUGACUUGUCAUAAAUGUUUUAUUUACUACUUUAAAUGAAUAAUAAAAUAAUAAAAUAGCUUUUCAAA